Molecule: messenger RNA, 3543 nt
Organism: Syngnathoides biaculeatus (alligator pipefish)
Lineage: Eukaryota; Metazoa; Chordata; Actinopteri; Syngnathiformes; Syngnathidae
Gene: arhgap10
Product: Rho GTPase activating protein 10
Exons: 23
Coding region: 415-2691 (758 amino acids)
Biological process (GO): signal transduction
Cellular component (GO): cytoplasm
Molecular function (GO): GTPase activator activity; protein binding
Source: RefSeq, a predicted model, not a curated record
AGUUUCCGCCGCACACACGCAGAUGUCAGCAGAGUUUCUCAAUCUGUCACUUUGCUCGGUGGGCUGCGUUCGAUGAGGGCAAAGAAAACAUGGACGCGGCAACUUUCUGACAACUUUCUUCCGAGUCGCCACGUUUUCCUGACCGCACCGCGCCUCGCAUUUUGCUCGCUUUUCUUUUGCGCUUCAAAUUUGGACAACAGUCGCGCACGUGAGAAAUAAGCAUGUUAACCAACGUUAUCUGCUGCCAAGCUAACUAGUAGCUAUGCUGCCCGCCGGUCAUUUGGCCUUAAACGCAUAGUUUGUUUUUUCUCGUUUGUUUAUUUUUUAAAACAGUAUUUAACAAUAUACAGUGUAUAUAUAUAUAUAUAUAUUUCCCUUCCCCCCCAAAAAAGAAGUCGAGAAGCAAACGGAGACAUGGGACUGCACCCGUUGGAAUUCAGCGAAUGUUAUCUGGACAGUCCCGGCUUCAGGGAGAAAAUUAAAGCUCACGAAGCGGAGCUGGACAAAACCAACAGGUUCAUUAAGGAGCUGUACAAGGACGGCAAGAACCUCAUCAAUGCCACCAAACAGUUGGGGGUGGCACAGAGAAAGUUCGCCCAGUGCUUAGGAGAGUUUCAGUUUGAGUACAUUGGCGACGCCAAGACAGACGACGAGCGGUGCAUCGAUGAGUCACUGCAAGAGUUCUCCUCAUUCCUCAAGAACCUGGAAGAGCAAAGGGAGCUAAUGAUGAGAAAUAUCACGGAAACCCUCAUGAAACCCCUGGAGAAGUUCAGGAAAGAUCACCUCGGUACAGUAAGGGCGGAGAGGAAAAAGUACGAGAAAGAGACCGAGAAAUACUACAGCUCCCUCGAGAAGCUUCUCAACAUGUCUGCCAAGAAGAAAGAGCCUCAACUACAAGAGGCUGACAUCCAGGUGGAAACCAUGAGGCAGCACUUUCAAGAAGAGUCGCUGGACUAUGUGUGCAAGCUGCAGGAGAUCCAGGAAAGGAAAAAGUUUGAGUGCGUGGAGCCGAUGCUGGCCUUCUUUCAGACAGUCUUCACUUUUUAUCACCAGGGUUUUGAGCUCGCCAAGGACUUCGACCAUUAUAAACGCGAGCUACAGAUUAAUAUUCAGAAUACGAGGAGUCGCUUCGAGGGCACGCGCUCAGAGGUCAACGAGCUCAUGAAAAGGAUUCGAGAGGCACCUCAAGAGUACAGGCAGACAAGCCCCAUCAGCUGCGAGGGCUACCUUUACGUCCAGGAAAAACGGCCGCCUCCUUUCGGUUCAAGUUGGGUCAAACGCUACUGCACGUUUGUCAAAGAGCAGAAGAUCCUACACAUGGUCACCUUUGACCACAGAUCUGGUGGAAGGAGUGGUGAGAUGGAGUCAGUCACGCUCAAGUCGUGCGUCCGCAAAACGACAGACAUGCUGGACAGGAGGUUUUGCCUCGAGCUCGACAUUACAGAUCGGCCAGGCACAGCUCUCACAGUGCAGGCUCUGUCAGAGGGUGACCACAAAUUCUGGAUGCAGGCCAUGGGUGGAAAAGAGCCUAUUGGGCGCUAUCUGUUGAGGACCUAUUCAAAAGAAAGAGGAAUUGAUGCUCAGCUAGAUGACGUGGGUCUGACUUUCGUGAAGAACUCCAUCAGUGCCAUAGAGACACGAGGUAUAAACGACCAAGGCUUGUACAGAGUCGUGGGAGUCAGCUCCAAGGUUCAGAAGCUUCUCUCAUUAAUGAUUGAUGAGAAGAGCAAUGAAGUGGACCUGUCCACCAGCGAGGACUGGGACGUGAAAACCAUAACCAGUGCAUUGAAGCUGUACCUGAGGAGCCUACCCGAGCCAUUGAUGACCUACGGACUUUACAAAGAGUUCAUCAACCCGGCGAAGAGCGGGAGUCCAGAAUCUCGCAUCCAGGCCGUCCACUGCCUGGUCCACAAGCUGCCGGAGAAGAAUCGACAAGUCCUCGGGCUGUUUAUGAAGCAUCUGGCCAACGUGGCCGCCCAUAGCAAGCAGAAUCUUAUGACUGUGGCCAAUCUGGGCGUGGUGUUUGGCCCAACCCUGAUGAGGCCACAGGAGGACACGGUGGCGGCCAUCAUGGACCUCAAGUUCCAGAACAUCGUGGUGGAGAUCCUUAUUGAGCACCAAGAGAAGAUCUUUACAGACGCUCCGGAGUCAUGCCCUCUUUCACCCACCGCCCCGGUCUUCUCCGCACCCACGAGGCAGUCCAAGAAGCUGAAUCGACAGAGCCGUCCUCUGGCUGUCUACAAUCCACAAGUUAUGGAUAUUCAGACCGCCUGCGACAACUCCAACCUCGCCACAGACGGGACGUCGAUGGGCAGCAACGAGUCGGUGUCGUCGCAGUCCUCGUCCGCCUCGGCGUCAGAGACUACGCCGCCGGAGAGAAGCGAGUGUGUGCCUCUCUGCACCAGUGUCUCCUCGGGCGGCAACAACUCCAGGCCAUCCAUGGCAGCAGCCGCCUGGUUAGGAGAAGGCCAGAAUGUCUUCACACCUGACAAAGAAAAGCCACUAGAAAGUGUCAUCGGGAGGAAAGCCAAGGCGGUGUACCCCUGCGAGGCCGAGCACGACUCUGAGCUCUCCUUCCAGGUCGGCGCAAUUUUCAACGCCGUGACCCAGUCUAGAGAGCCGGGCUGGCUGGAGGGGGAACUGGAGGGCAAGCGGGGCCUCAUCCCUGAGAACUAUGUGGAGAUGAUGUAGCCUCCAAAACGGACACAAUGACGGAAAUAUUUUUUUAUUUUUUAUUUUUAUUAUACGCCUCGUUCUCACCUGUCGUGUUCUCUCAAGCCAUGGACAUUUUUUUUUCCUCGUUCCGCCCACUUAUACAUGGUAUCCAUGAGACCCCCUCACGCCCCUCACACAGCAGCAUUUUGGUCCACCGACGUGCCUUGUCGAGUUCUGAAUGUAAACGGGUAUGUAUGGCCGUAAAUCAACAGAGUUGCAUUUUUCCUCACGUUCGAAAUGAGACGCACGUACAUUUUGGGGUUCCAAAACUAGCUUUAUGAAAUUGGUUCACUUUUUUUUCAGCAGACUCCCAAACAUUGCACCCCUCUCUGAAUUGUACUUUGUUGUUUUUUUUUUUUUUUAAAUGCAGGAUGAGCUUCAUUGAGAUUACUAUUAUCAGAACCAAGUGUUAUGUUUUUGUUGUGGGGUGGGGAUGGUUUUUAAGCUUAUUUUUAAAGCUUGGUUACUUUUUCUGGGCAGAAACCCCUGCAAAACAAUGUCCAAUGAUUUCAUAUCAUUUUAAAUGAAUAUAAAACAAAUCAGAUUUUAUGAUUGAUAAGCUCAUAAAGUCCAGUAUUUUAAUUUGAUGGGAUCGUGAUGACGAAUAGAAUGCCAAAGUUUUGUCACAGGGUUGUAAGGUGGGAGCACGUCGUUUCAAUUAACGUCACCGACGGUUGCAAUCAUUUCAAGUGUUGAUUUGUGGUGAUGCUGUUAUUUGUAAAGGGUCUUGGAUUUGUUUUUAUACACCUUUUUUGGGGGCACCCUCUCGACCAAUGUUGAAUUAAACAUGUAUUCUUGCAGUGAAAUAAAUUUUCAAAUUGAUAACUA